AUGGAAUUAGCCAUCAAAUUAGAGCAAGCUAGAAUUACUACUGCCGAGGGAACACCUUUAAUUAAAGCCGAUAGCAGUCUAGAUGAAGCAGUAGUAGACACUAUCAAAACUCUCUUAGUGGGAAAUCAUACCCAAGAUUUAACCGAGGCAAAUACAAUUAUUAAUGAUACCAAAACUUAUUUAAAUAAUCUUCCUAAUUUAACUGCUGAUAAUUUAAAACCUUAUAAAGAUGCCCAUACUAAUUUACCUAUCUUAGAAAACCGAAUUAAAGAAGCCCUUGAUUUAGAUCCUCUUCUUCCUCUCCCUAAUACUUGA
This is a messenger RNA of Funneliformis geosporum, 315 nucleotides long. NCBI's taxonomy places the organism in Eukaryota, Fungi, Glomeromycota, Glomeromycetes, Glomerales, Glomeraceae. The record is from the annotation of a GenBank genome assembly.